AUCAAACUCUUCUUUCAAGCUCAGCUGCUCAUCAACAAGAAAAUGAAAAAUAUGUCUCUGCUAUCUUCCCGUCAGCAACGACAACGUCUUCACAGAAGAUGCGGUCUUCAAAUAUUUUGUGUUUGGAGGUUGUACCUGUUUAUUUGCUCUUUCCUUGACUUAAAAGCCGUCUACUGUCUACCAGCGACCACGGAACAAAGUGCCGAACAAGAACAAAUAAGCGCUUACAGGACGUGGGCUACCGGGAAAAGCUUGGUCAUAUUCGUGGGUGUUGGGUCCCAGGCAGACCGAUCGCGCAUCGUCGUACGAAACUGGCGAUUGUUGAAAGCCGCGGCAGGACCAGGACCUCGUUCUGCUAAGCCAGUUCUACAGGAUGAAGCUGAAAGAACGUCCGGGAAGCAUACGACAGCAGAAAGGGACGAAACAUCCACGUUCUUAGGACCUAACGUGGAAUUAGAUUGCGUCGUAUUAGCCUACACAUCCGAUCUACCAGUUUCUUUUCGACAUCAGGUGGGUCGCGAUUGUGCUGUCCACAUUUUUGAGAACCUGGACUAUGUCAGUCUCUUGAAGGAAAUCAAGCCUACAACAACGACUACGACUGGUCUCUUUCCAAUGCACCACUACGAUUAUCUCUUUUUGGUGUUGGACGACGUCGAAUUAGCACAAGGCAAAAAUCAUGUGCGCCAAAUGUUUAGACAUGCGAAGGAAGCGGAUUUAGACGUGUUUUCCACGGUAAUCGAAACCGGGAAUUGGCAUCCUGUGCACCGUGGUCCUUUAGCUUUAAGCAGCAGUGCUGCUGACAGUGAUGCUGUAGCUAAUGAGCGAAAUGAUGCUCCUGCUGAGCGAGGAGAUGCAGGAAAAACGCUUGCAGUUGCACCGUUGAAGCUUGGCGAUUCAUCAAAACACAAGGGGCGACUAACAAAAUUCGCGGAGAUACAGGCAAUCGCAUACAGACCAUGGGCCUGGGCUUGCCAGUGGCGAUUGUUAGAGCCGUGGUUGAAUCCGUCCGGCUGGGGACAUGAUCGGUAUUUCUAUGACUUCUGUAAUCCGCGAAAGAAACACUUUCAAGACACCUUGAUAGGAGAAGCUCAAGCGAAGUCCGACGAAUUAUUCAAAGUUCCCGCUGUUUCGCAAAAAGAGUACGAAGACUUCAUACGCGAAGCACUCUAUAAUGGAGUUAACUUCGCUGCAGGGACAGACAUUGACAUAGCUACAGGUGCCGCGGAGGUUGAUGACAAGAUUAUAUCGGAGUCGCAUGGGUUACAGGCUUUGCAAAAUCGUCGGGACGAACUUUGCGGAAUCUCGUCUUCGCUGGCAGUAGAGGCAGACACACAAGAUCAUCAAGAGCUGCGAAUAGGUAUCUUCGACAUUUUCAGAGUGCGACAUCUAAGUAAUUUUGGGAAUACGACCAAGUCAAGUCUUGCCGGCGACUCUGCACAGCGGAAGAAGCAACUAGUGAGAACAGAGAUGUUUUUCGCUGACAUACUGGGAUGUCCUCGACUGUCGGAUAGGGCAUACUUGAAUACGUCGUUUGGGGUCUUCUAGCAGUAGCUGGAUUUCAUCUUGUAUAUUUAUCCUGGACGAUCUCAUUUUCCAGUUAUAUGUCGCGCACGCGUCAAAAGAUACCUCCAGAACAGGUAAAUGAGUGAAUGAAUGAAUGACCUGGCAACAAGCUGCACAGCAACCCGAUUACAGCAAGCGGUGCACAGCAAUAGGAAUUCUGGUUGAGCAUACUCAGAAGAAAGUACUACCGAU
Molecule: messenger RNA, 1755 nt
Organism: Amoebophrya sp. A25
Lineage: Eukaryota; Dinophyceae; Syndiniales; Amoebophryaceae
Source: the annotation of a GenBank genome assembly